GGUGGCCAGUCUUUCCUUGAGGGGCACAACAGACCCUGUGCGGUGGGGGGCUACUGACGUUAUGAAGGGCAGUGGACCACCAGCCACGUCAGUCUCUUUGCAGGCGUUUGUUGCCAUCGGGGAUUACAACGGACAUGUUGGUUUGGGUGUGAAGUGCUCUAAGGAGGUAGCCACUGCCAUCCGUGGGGCCAUCAUUCUGGCCAAGCUCUCCAUUGUCCCCGUGCGACGAGGCUACUGGGGGAACAAGAUCGGCAAGCCCCAUACCGUCCCUUGCAAGGUGACUGGCCGCUGUGGCUCCGUGCUGGUGCGUCUCAUCCCUGCCCCCAGGGGCACUGGCAUCAUCUCAGCCCCUGUGCUCAAGAAGCUAUUGAUGAUGGCUGGAAUUGACGACUGCUACACCUCUGCCAGGGGCUGCACUGCCACGCUGGGCAACUUCGCCAAGGCCAUUUUUGAUGCCAUUUCCAAGACCUACAGUUAUCUCACUCCUGAUCUCUGGAAAGAGACGGUGUUCACCAAGUCUCCAUAUCAGGAAUUCACUGACCAUCUUGUAAAGACCCACACCAGAGUUUCCGUGCAGAGGACCCAGGCUCCAGCUGUAGCCACCACAUAGUUUUGUAUAAGAAAAAUAAAGUGAAUGAAGCUAAAAAAAAA
Mesoplodon densirostris (Blainville's beaked whale) is the source of this 651-nucleotide messenger RNA. RefSeq names its product small ribosomal subunit protein uS5-like. The record is from RefSeq and is a predicted model, not a curated record. Gene Ontology annotation, molecular function: structural constituent of ribosome; RNA binding. Bases 62 to 610 code for a protein of 182 amino acids. Gene Ontology annotation, cellular component: ribosome; cytosolic small ribosomal subunit. NCBI's taxonomy places the organism in Eukaryota, Metazoa, Chordata, Mammalia, Artiodactyla, Ziphiidae. Gene Ontology annotation, biological process: translation. The transcript has a single exon.